CCGGGUACCGGAAGUUCCGCCUUGCGCUUCCGGGUCGCGGCGGCCGCCGGGAACCCGGAAGUCGGCGCGCCGGGCCAGGAUGCCGCUCGUGGUGUUCUGCGGGCUGCCGUACAGCGGCCGGAGCCGGCGCGCGGAGCAGCUCCGCGGGGCGCUGGCGGCGGCCGGCCACGCGGUGCACGUGGUGGACGACGCGGCCGUGCUGGGCGCCGAGGACGCCGCCGCCUACGGCGACCCGGCGCGCGAGAAGGCUUUGCGCGGGGCGCUGCGGGCCGCGGUGGAGCGGCGCCUGAGCCGCCACGACGUGGUCCUGCUCGACUCGCUCAACUACAUCAAAGGCUUCCGCUACGAGCUCUACUGCCUGGCGCGGGCGGCGCGCACCCCGCUCUGCCUGGUCUACUGCGUGCGGCCGGCCGACCCGGCGGGGGACGGGCGCGCCCAGCCCCCAGGACCCGAGGACCCCGAGAGCCCAGGAACCCCGGAUCCCGGGCGGUCUUUGCGGUCAGCGGCCGGUGCCUUUUACCCGCCAGAACUUCUGGAGGCCCUCAAGCAGCGCUUCGAGGUUCCCGACUCUCGGAACCGCUGGGAUCGGCCCCUCUUCACCCUGGUCGGCUCCGAGGAGCCUUUGCCGCUGGCGGACAUCCGGGCUGCCUUGUUUGAGAACCGGGCCCCCCCGCCCCACCAGGCGACGCAGUCCCAGCCCCUGGCCUCUGGCUGCUUCCUGCAUCAGUUGGAUCAGGUCACCAGCCAGGUGCUGACGGGGCUGCUGGAAGCGCAGAAGAGCGCCGUCCCCGGGGACGUCCUGAAGCUGCCGGGCGCCACCGAGCACCUGCGCUUUACCCGGCCCCUGACCCUGGCCGAACUGAGCAGGCUCCGUCGCCAGUUUAUUUCCUACACCAAAAUGCAUCCCAAUAAUGAGAACCUGCCGCAGCUGGCCAACAUGUUUUUGCAGUAUCUGAACCAGAGCCUGCACUGAUCCCGGAGGUGGAGGAAGACUCGGAACAAUCUGCAGGGCAGAUAAAUGUGUGAUCCUCGAACUCGUGGCCCUGACUCAACUUUGCUCAACACCUCUGUGCCAGACUUGUUCUGCAGAGCUCAGAUG
This is a messenger RNA of Sorex fumeus (smoky shrew), 1099 nucleotides long. RefSeq names its product KTI12 chromatin associated homolog (gene KTI12). Bases 80 to 973 code for a protein of 297 amino acids. The transcript has a single exon. NCBI's taxonomy places the organism in Eukaryota, Metazoa, Chordata, Mammalia, Eulipotyphla, Soricidae. The record is from RefSeq and is a predicted model, not a curated record.